UUUUUAACCAUAAGCUGCUCUCCUGUUCUAAACUGCGCCAUUCCCCCUCUGUCUGUAAACAUGGCGAGUACAGUGGCGAAGAAGUGUCUCAGUCCUCUGGGUUUCCUCACCAGGACUCUCUCUGCUCCUGAGUUCAUGACUCAGUGCUGCUACCACAAGAAGGUGGUGGAUCAUUAUGAAAACCCAAGAAAUGUGGGAUCAUUGGACAAAACCUCCAAGAAUGUCGGGACUGGUUUGGUGGGGGCUCCGGCCUGUGGAGACGUGAUGAAACUGCAGAUUGAGGUUGAUGAGCAGGGGAAGAUUGUGGAUGCCCGGUUCAAAACUUUUGGCUGUGGUUCUGCUAUUGCCUCCAGCUCUUUGGCCACUGAGUGGGUGAAAGGCAAAUCUGUGGAUGAAGCCUUGAUGAUAAGGAAUACUGACAUUGCCAAAGAGCUCAGUCUUCCACCAGUCAAACUUCACUGCUCAAUGCUUGCUGAGGACGCCAUCAAGGCUGCCCUAGCUGACUAUCGCCUCAAGCAACGGGAUGACCAGCAGGAGGCAGCCAGAGCCAGCAAUUAAACCGAGCACUCACACUCUGAGCGAGUCGUCACUGCUUCCUUCCUGCUGCUGAAAGAAGUAGCAGUAGUGCAGCAUCACCUCCUCAGUUUCCUGCAGUAUCGUCAAGACAAACCCAACAUAUUGAAGACACCACUGUCAACCCACCAUAGCAGUGUUGCACCAGGCUUCCUGUGUUAGUCUGUGGUCCUUUAACCUAAACUCUUACUGUUAGCCUGUCACGGAAACGCACAAUGUAAACACUGUUUGGGUUGUUGGUACAAAAGUGAGCCUUAUUUUUUGAGAUGGUGUAAUAUUUUAAGAUUUUAUGACUGAGGAGGAGUGUUAAUGGUGUGAUGGAGUUAAUGCUUUAAAAUAACAGCAUUCCUACCGUUUCCCCCCACUUCCUCUGAACCCCUUGCACUGACAUUUUGAUACGUAAUUAAUAACACUGGCUUGAAACAAUGAAAGGGUCCAUGUGUUUAAAGUGUAAUUUAUAAGUUUGUAGUAAUGCUUCCUUGACUGUCUACAAAUAAAGUAUACUUAAAAUAUA
Molecule: messenger RNA, 1087 nt
Organism: Notolabrus celidotus (New Zealand spotty)
Lineage: Eukaryota; Metazoa; Chordata; Actinopteri; Labriformes; Labridae
Gene: iscub
Product: iron-sulfur cluster assembly enzyme b
Exons: 5
Coding region: 61-558 (165 amino acids)
Biological process (GO): intracellular iron ion homeostasis; iron-sulfur cluster assembly
Cellular component (GO): cytoplasm; mitochondrial matrix
Molecular function (GO): 2 iron, 2 sulfur cluster binding; ferrous iron binding
Source: RefSeq, a predicted model, not a curated record